CACCGAGCUCUUGAGUCUUGAGUAGGUACAGGAAUAGGGCAUCGCGACUCAGAGCCACUCAUUGAAAUGCCUGCGAAACCUGCAAAGACCAUAGUUCCGUCUUCCACACAUGAAGUUCAAUACGCGUUCUUCCCAUACGCAAGGUACACCUCCGUCGUUGGCGUCCACACCAGCCUCGUAGCGUUCACAGCCCUCUUCCUACCCCAGACAUCUCUCUUACUCUGGCCAUCAUUCGCUGAUUCUGACCGUCCACAAUCCCAGUUUCAAGACGCACUGACGGAUAACCCAGUUAUAACACUCGCUUGGAUUAUCGCAGGGCUAGUGAUCCUCCAAGUAUGGUGGGCGGGGUGGAUCAGGCAGUGGUGUUUCGAGUAUACCUCUCGCGGCGGAACGAGUGACGAGAUUAAAAUGAAUAGGUAUCACUUCGAUCGAGGGAGAUUUUCGAGAUUAGGAAGAGCGGCUGUUUUCACUUCAUGUGUAGCCUUGGUGUUCCACGCAACUAUAGUAUUGUUCGGUGCUCCUUCUUCAAGCCACCUCCCUCAUACAUUCUUGCUGGCGAUCGUUCUAGCACUGCUAUCCGCGUUCGCGCCAGCUUAUGCAAUGGGUUCUCCCUCCUUCUCCUCCGACACUUCGUCCUUCAUCACUAGACUUAACUGGACACGUUUAUUCGCCGAGCUUUCCCCGCGGAAUCCGAUAGAAAGGGCUCUGGUUUAUCCUGCUGUCGCGAGCCUCCUUGGCGCUUGGCUCGGUGCUCUCCCAAUCGCUCUGGACUGGGAUCGACCAUGGCAGGCCUGGCCGCUAACGCCUCUCUUCGGAGGGAUCGCAGGCUAUAUAGUCGGAUCUCUUUCAGCGCUUUCCGUCAGUGCAUUAAAGUGGUUGACUGAGAAGAACAUCAAAAGAGAACAAUCGGAGAAGCAGAAAACCACCUGAGGCGCUGAUUUCAGUUCCUUAUUAUUUAAGUUGAGUUCUAGACACCUAUCAAUCGCUCUUUUGGGACCAGGCUCUUCUAUGCGAAUAUGAGGUCGGCAUCAGCCUCCCUGAGAAGCUUGCGUCUUUCUCUGGUUUCGCGUUCCCCGAUGCACGACGAGACUCUUGAAGUUUCAAGCAUCCAUGAGACGCCUGAAAUCAGCUUCUGGAAUCCUUGUGUCGCUGACGUAUCAGGCCAUCAUUAUACGACGACAGUUUAGAAUUGCACGUCAUCAUCGUGUUCUUGGGUUCUUCCACCUUGCAAUAGAAUACCCGGGAUAGUGCAAGUCAAAUUUGAGGUCUAUUGGCAAUCUGCUGGCAUUGCAAAUACCAUCUGUU
Suillus subalutaceus is the source of this 1305-nucleotide messenger RNA. RefSeq names its product GPI biosynthesis protein family Pig-F-domain-containing protein. Lineage: Eukaryota; Fungi; Basidiomycota; Agaricomycetes; Boletales; Suillaceae. Gene Ontology annotation, biological process: GPI anchor biosynthetic process. The transcript has 5 exons. Gene Ontology annotation, cellular component: endoplasmic reticulum membrane. Bases 67 to 930 code for a protein of 287 amino acids. The record is from RefSeq and is a predicted model, not a curated record.